Molecule: messenger RNA, 3517 nt
Organism: Misgurnus anguillicaudatus (oriental weatherfish)
Lineage: Eukaryota; Metazoa; Chordata; Actinopteri; Cypriniformes; Cobitidae
Gene: cxadr
Product: CXADR Ig-like cell adhesion molecule
Biological process (GO): homotypic cell-cell adhesion
Cellular component (GO): bicellular tight junction; intercalated disc; basolateral plasma membrane
Molecular function (GO): cell adhesion molecule binding
Source: RefSeq, a predicted model, not a curated record
CCACCUGCGAGAGCGCGCGUGCGGGGUUGCGGGUGGACUUCUGAUGCUACGCGAGACUGACGAGAGAAGAGCGAGCACGCAACGCUAGAAGUCGGGGGAAAAGUUAUUUUUAUAUUCACAUUGAUUACUAAAUUGUGACCUAAAAGCAGAGGAAUGGAUUUAAGGACGACAUGUCUAUGUUUAAUUUACGUCAUUCUUCUCACAGGUACAACUUGUGGACUGCAGAUCACCUCAACUGGUUCCACGUCCAUUGAGAAAGCCAGCGGAGAAACCAUUAAGUUGGACUGUCAGUUUAUACUCGCUACAGAGGAUACCGGGCCUCUGGAUAUUGAGUGGACCCUGCAGCCCUCAGACAACCAAAAAGAAGAAAAAGUGGUGAUCUUGUACUCAGGUGACAGAGCCUUUGAAGACUACCAUGACCCUCUUAAAGGGAGAGCCCACUUCAACUCUCCCGACCCUAAAAACGGUGAUGCCUCCAUGAACAUAAUGGGGCUAAAGGCCUCAGACACGGGCACCUAUCAGUGCAAGGUGAAGAAGGUUCCUGGCAUCAGCAGCAGGAAGUUCCUAGUAACUGUCAUGGUUCGCCCAUCUAAACCCAAAUGUUAUGCGGAGGGUCCGACUCAGGUGGGGAAGGAUAUGGUGUUAAAGUGCAGUUCUCCAGACGGCACACCACCACUGCAGUAUGUCUGGGAUCGAACCACAGGAAAUAAACUUCUGCCCCCCACAGCAAUAUUUGAUUCUGUGGGCACAAUAACUGUGAGGAACGCCACCGAAGCCGUUUCUGGAACGUACCGCUGUGUUGUUACAAACCGUGUUGGAUCAGAAGAGUGUAUGGUGACGGUCAAUAUUGCACAAGCUCCCAACACAGCGGGUAUCAUCGCCGGCUCUGUAAUCUCUGUCCUGUUGGCUCUCUUACUUCUCGCCCUUUUACUCUUCUGCUGCUGUCGUGCCCGCAAUAAGAAGAAGUACGAGAAAGAGAUCGCCUAUGAGAUCAGAGAGGAUGUUCCUCCUCCGAAAAGCCGUAUUUCUACCGCACGCAGCUUCACUGUGGGUAGCCAACGUUCCUCUCUGGGCUCCAUGUCUCCAUCCAACCUUCACGAGUACACCUCUCACGGCAAGUCUCAAUAUGACAAGAUACCCUCGGAUGAAUACGAAAGGCCACCUAGCCACGCCCCUGUUACCCCACCCAGCAGAAUGUCUGUUCCCAGCAGAAUGGGUGCUCCCAACCUUAGUCGCAUGGGGGCCGUCCCUGUCAUGAUCCCUGCCCAGAACAGGGAUGGGUCCAUUGUGUAGAGCUGAACGGGUAUCAGUCCCAGCGCUGCCAGUUUGACUCUCACUGUUCUAUUCAUUGUUUUACUGGAAUCUGUGAUGGAGCGAAUGAAAAUGCAGGUUACGAACUCAGUGGUACAUCUCUAAUAAUACAAUUUGACUUCCAGAACUUCAACAACAAAAAACUUAUGGUGAUUGUUUCACCUACUUCUGUUUUGUUUUGUAAAUAAUACGGUGCAUGUUUUUUUUUUAAGGUGGCCAUAUCUACUACAUUAUUAUAUAAAUGCACUUGAAUUGUUUGCCUAUGAAAUGUUCUGCAGAGGUUAAAUGAAUCUAAAUGUGACUCAUAGUUUAUUAUUUUACAUAAGAUCUCCCAAGCUAUUAUACGAUAUCUUUUUAUUAAUCACUCAAAAUAUGGAUGAUAUGGUUUUUGAUUAUUAAAGUGAUGUGUAUAUAUGAAUUUAAACUUUUGGGAAAAUGAGAAUACUGUGAUUUUAACCUGCUUUGCUUUUUCGUGAACAUUAGCAGGGCUUCACGGCGAUUAGUGCAUUGGUCGUUUCCUUAUUCGUAAAUUGCCUUCCACUUCCCCCACUUAAAAAAAAAACAAAACCCUUUCAUUUUAUUGCAAAGGACUGGCUGGGUGGUAAAAUACGGUUCAUCGAACAAUCAGACUUGGGUAACUUACAGAACCCCAGUUCGUCUCAAAUCUGCCCUGCCCCUAGUUACUGCUUCAGACAGAUGCCCAGAUGUCUCUUAUUAAUGCGCUGGUUUAAAUAAGAUCUUAAACCUGCAUUUGAUUUGGACGUCAGCUUAUACCCUCUUAAAAAACACGAAGCUUUGAAACUAAUUUGUAGUUUAAAGUGUUGUCUAUAGAUGAAGGACAUGUAUUAUAUUAAUAAAUUGAAGGAUUGGUUAACAUUAAUGUAAGCCACUGAAUGUUGUUCAUAGAAUUAUACUUUUAAUAAGUUGUGUGAUUUGUGUAGUUUGAGUUUGAUAAGGUCUGAAAUAAUAACUAUCAUCAUAAUGCCCAACUGUGUAGAUAAAACAUCAGCCUUUGGUUUUUAUUGUAAUUUAUUUUACCUUGCAGGGUUACCCCAUUGUUCCCCACUGUGCCUUUUUUAACUUUGGGUUUAAUGAAUUGGUCACACACACUAAAAAGUUAUUAAUUCAAUUUACUAAAUUUUUUUAAGGUAAGUGGUUGCAAUCAAUUUAUUUUAGCUACAUUUAAACAAAAUAAAUUAGAAAAAUAAAAUAAAAAACUUUUGUUUAAAUGUAGCUUAAAUACAUUUAUUGCAACCACCUUAAAAAAAUUAAGUAAAUUGAAUGAAUCAUUUUUUUCAAUGAGUGUAGGUUUAUCAGAUGUGAAGGUAAAUAAUAAAUGAACAAACAUGAUUUUUAAUAUAAAUAAUAAAUUUGGUAACAACAUUGAACACCAUCUGACUGGCAAAAUAUUACUUAUAGUUGUUAUUAAUAGCGAUAUAGUGAUUUUUAUUUUUUGGAAGAUGCACAUGUUCCCAGUACUCAUGUGAGGGUGUGUGUGUAUGCUGUCAACUAUAUACUGUAUGUCUAUAAAUACAUGUCACUGUUGUACACAAAUAGCAGCCGCUUAUAUCAUCUGCAUUGUCCUGACCUGGUUCUUGUUGAAUGUGUAAAUAUAUGUUAUGUAAUGUAAUUAAUUUUGGGUCUGAUUGAUUAAUUGCAUUUGUAUUCACGUCUGAAUACAGUGAAGAAUGAGAGGGUGAUUGGGUUAAUCAUUCACCAUCUGGAUAUGGUAUUAUUAACAUUUAUUAUUAAGUUACCAUGACCUAAAAUCUGUUUUCUUUGGGCUUUUAUUUAUUUUGACUCGAAUUAAAGAAAUGCUGUUCCAGGAUCAGUUGAACAUGAAGACUAGUGUAAACAUGGCAAUCUGAUCCUUUAUCAGCAAACUUUACUGCAAUUCCCUUGAACUGAAUGAUCUGUGUUCAGUUUGGCUAGAGCCCAUUCUGUAUUUCAUUGUAGUAGAUUUUAGGCCGCUUCUCUGUACAGUGCCAUUUAUGAAAUAGUUAACUCUUUUUUUACCUCUUAAGAGGCAACCAAUGAUGUUAAUCGUAGCUUUUAUUUUUUUUAACAGUGUACUAACAAUGCAUACCAUUUUUCCCACUUUUUGGUUUGCACAUGAUGUAAAAACCUUAUUUUUCUUUAUUAUCAUUAUUUUUGUGUGCUCUGUGAUGUAUUUUUAAAUAAAAAAAGAAACCUCUAUCAUUCUAAA